Molecule: messenger RNA, 945 nt
Organism: Spea bombifrons (plains spadefoot toad)
Lineage: Eukaryota; Metazoa; Chordata; Amphibia; Anura; Pelobatidae
Product: olfactory receptor 1019-like
Exons: 1
Coding region: 1-945 (314 amino acids)
Biological process (GO): G protein-coupled receptor signaling pathway
Cellular component (GO): membrane
Molecular function (GO): olfactory receptor activity; G protein-coupled receptor activity
Source: RefSeq, a predicted model, not a curated record
AUGACGUACAACGAGACAGGAUUUAUUAUUGAAGGCCUUACUGAUAAACAAGGACUCCAGCUCCCAAUGUUCCUUGUUUUCCUACCCAUUUUUUUCAUUAUUCUUUUUGGGAAUGCGACUAUUUUAAUUGCUAUUUCAAGUGACUCUAAUCUUCACACCCCUAUGUAUAUUUUUUUGAUUAAACUCUCAUCCAUUGACAUAACCUAUGCCUCGAAUAUCAUUCCCAAACUGUUACAUAUUCUGCUAACCCAACAUAAAACCAUUUCUUUCUCUGGGUGUAUGAUCCAGAUGUAUUUCUUUAUAUAUCUGACAUUUACUGAAUUCCUUCUCCUUGGAGCCAUGGCUUAUGACCGAUAUGUGGCAAUUUGUCACCCCCUUCAUUAUUACAUUCUGAUGACCAUAAGAGACUGCUGUGUGUUGAUCAUUACUGCAUCGAGCAUUGGAUUAUUGGACCCUGUGGCACACACCAUCCUUAUAGCUAAGAUGAACUUCUGUGCUUCUCACCAUAUUGACCAUUUUUUCUGUGACAUUACCCCAUUGCUGAAGCUCUCUUGUAGUGACACCUCCAUUGUGGAAAUGUUAACGUAUCUUAUUGGGACAUUGCUUAUAUUUCCUGCAUUUCUACUCACUUUAACCUCGUAUAUAUUGAUUAUCUCCAACAUUCUAAAAAUCAACUCGGCAGAGGGUCGGCGUAAAGCUUUCUCCACCUGUACCUCCCACCUGACCUCCGUCAGUCUGUUCUAUGGAACCAUUCUGUGUUUGUAUAUGAGACCAACAACGAGCUACGCUCCAAGCCAUGACAAGUAUUUCGCUCUGAUAUAUGUCGUCUUGAUCCCUAUACUGAAUCCCAUUAUUUACAGUCUAAAAAACAAAGAUAUUAACGAUGCCUUAAAGAAAGUUAAGUACAAAAUGUUUUUAAAAACAAUGUUUGCAAAAAAUGAUUAA